This is a messenger RNA of Durio zibethinus, 1048 nucleotides long. The record is from RefSeq and is a predicted model, not a curated record. NCBI's taxonomy places the organism in Eukaryota, Viridiplantae, Streptophyta, Magnoliopsida, Malvales, Malvaceae.
UUUUUUGUGGGAUGGUGUUUCGGAGAUUAACAGAAGAAGCCACAAACGGAAAUAUGCUACCACCAAAUCCAAGUAGCAUGGCUGCAAUAUCAAGGGCUGCCUUUGAAGUUGAUGAUUAUUGGAGAAUUGUUGAUAUUUUACACAAGAGACUGGCAAAGUUUGAUACAAACAAUUGGCGUGCCUUCUACAAUGCUUUAGUUUUAUUGGAACAUUUGUUAACUCAUGGUCCAUUAAGGGUUGCUGAGGAGUUUCAAAAUGAUAAAGAUUCGAUCAUAGAAAUGGAAAAUUUUCAAUAUAUUGAUGAGAAAAGAUUAGUAAUUUGGUUCAACUGGGGCUUGAGUGUUAGAAAAUUAUCAGAGAAAAUCUUGAUGUUGCUUGAAAAUGAAUCAUUUCUCAAAGAAGAAAGAGCAAGAGCUCGAAAACUAACAAUAGGGAUCAAAGGUUUUGGGAGCUUCAGCCAGUUUUCCUCUUCAAGUGAUAAAGUUUUCAACUCGUUUAGCAACAAUGGAAGAUUGAAUUCUCAACACUAUGAUCAUCAAAACCAUGAGGAAGACUAUUUCUUGGAAUUCAAAGAGAACUUCCCAUCAAAGAAAGGGAUCAGAAUAACAGAAGAAGACAAUUACAAUCAGAACAAGUUAGUUCCAAGAAAGCUAGAAAUCAAUGGUGAUAACAUCGAUAGGGGACAUCCAUUCUGUGAGGAUGAUCAGCAAGAGACGGCACAAUAUUUGCUUUCUGCAGUUAUGUGAAAACAGGAUCUGAAGACUACAGUUUGUUCAGGGAAGACUCUGCAUUCAUGUUUUAUGAUAUCAUGUCUGGGCAUAACCCCUUGAACGAUCUUUAAGUUGCAUUUUCCACAUUUGCAUGAUGCAUUGAGUCUUUUAACACUUGUAUGUAAUACAACAAUGAUAGUUUAAUUGGUUUAGGGCUUACUAUAAUUAUGUUUGUUUUACUAUAAUUAUUUGCCAAAUCCAACAUGGAUGUUUUAUUUGAAAAUUUUGGAUUGAACCAGAGGUAUGAAUAACGUGACAUUUUGGCAUAAUUUUAGACU